Messenger RNA from Pangasianodon hypophthalmus (striped catfish), 1725 nucleotides. RefSeq names its product TLD domain-containing protein 2. The transcript is spliced from 6 exons. Gene Ontology annotation, cellular component: nucleus. The record is from RefSeq and is a predicted model, not a curated record. Lineage: Eukaryota; Metazoa; Chordata; Actinopteri; Siluriformes; Pangasiidae. Bases 122 to 850 code for a protein of 242 amino acids. Gene Ontology annotation, biological process: response to oxidative stress.
UGUGAGCAUAUAAAUUCUCUCUCACACCACACUUACACACACACACACCCUUACACACACUUACCUUCCCAAGCCUGUGUAUUGGAUCUUCACUCCACACCGGACUCUAGCAGUGCAAAAGAUGCUGAAAUCUCUGCGUUACCAGUUUAAGAUGAGCCGUCUCAGUAAAGGUGAAUCGUGCUCCAUCUGGUUUGAGGGAAGUGUUGAAGACGAGGAAGAUGACGAUGAAGACUUCCACAUGGUGGAGGUGCAGGAUGAGUGCACAGAUGGACAGAAGCUGGAAAACGAGUGCACCUUCUGGGACGUCCCCCGUCUGCUCGGACUCGAGGGAAUCACCUCGAACAUCACGUCUGAGGAUAGCAAAGUGCUGAGUAUCACGCAGAUACAGCAGCUCUCUCACUCGCUCCCUGCUACAUUAAGGCUGUGUGAGUGGAUGUUAACGUAUCGUACUCAGAGCCACGGCAGCAGUCUGAGGACGCUGUACAGAACCACCAACAAGCUGGACACCUGCAUGAUCGUCCUCGUUAAAGACACCUACGGACAGGUAUUUGGUGCUGUUUGCUCCGCCCCUCUCAGAGUUAGCUCCACCUACUAUGGCACAGGACAGACCUUUCUGUUCUCAUUUUCUCCACAUCUACAGGUGUACAAAUGGACGGGCAUUAACUCCUACUUCAUUAAAGGAAGCGUGGACUCUCUGGUGUUCGGAGGAGGACUAGGCCGGUUCGGUCUGUGGCUGCACGGCGAUCUGCUCCGGGGCCGCAGUCAGCGAUGUGAAACCUUCGAUAACGACGUGUUGUCCUCAGAGGAAGAUUUUAUAAUUAAUGAGCUGGAGGUGUGGGCUCUCGUUUGACUGUACACCUCACGUUACGUUAUAAUCUGAAAAAGAACCAGGCCGACCUCAGCAUCGGCUUCGACAUCGGCAUGUGCAUGAGCCUCGGCUCGGCCUGAACGAGGCAGCGGAGCACAUUUCACAUGGAUGGAAUCGCUGACGGCUCUGAUGAUGAGCUUUCACACAUGCUAACAUGCAUCACGAACCAUCACCACGCACUCAAGAUCUUAAAUCACAUUUGAGGAAUUGUCACGUCUUAAAUGCAGAUUUCUGAGGAUCAGCGUGAUUCGCCACCAGAGGGAGCUACAGCCUCAGAGAAAGACAGAACUUUCUGGAUUUGAGCCAAAGAGAAGAAGGGAAGAAAUGGCUUUAUGAAUGCUAAGCAUUUUAACUCAUGUUAAAUCCAGGUCAUGGAGGAAACAGUAGGAAUCACUAUGUUAUAAACUUCUAUUUGUUUCUAUUCAAUUGAAUUUAGAUCUGUAUGUGAUUAACAACAAUGACAUCACAAACUUAAGGUCACAUGACACUUAUUGAACUAUGGAGGUAUGAAAUUGAUGUGCGAAUUGGUGGUCUAUCCGAUCUGGCCUCUAUAUUCAGAGUUAAACUUAAUGGUUUCAUUUCCUAAUGAGAAUUGAAAUGAUUUUCCCAUUACGAUCUAAUGGUUUUAAUGGUUUCCAGUUCAGCUUCUGCUAUUAAGUUCUAAUUAAAACCCUGGGUUAUGUAAACCUAUAUAAUAGAUGUAUCAGUGAAGUAUUCUUUAGAUUUAUUCUCUAGUGGCUCUCUAGUGGGAAAAUAAAUGUUCUAUAAAAAUGAGAGUUUUCAUUACAGGCCAUUAUGAUAUUGCAACUCUUAAAAAAAAAAAAAAUUGGAGAAUGUUAAAAAAAAUAAUAAUAAAU